Messenger RNA from Raphanus sativus (radish), 2135 nucleotides. Its product is annotated as exocyst complex component EXO70H1. The record is from RefSeq and is a predicted model, not a curated record. Lineage: Eukaryota; Viridiplantae; Streptophyta; Magnoliopsida; Brassicales; Brassicaceae. Bases 110 to 2017 code for a protein of 635 amino acids. Gene Ontology annotation, cellular component: exocyst. Gene Ontology annotation, molecular function: phosphatidylinositol-4,5-bisphosphate binding. The transcript has a single exon. Gene Ontology annotation, biological process: exocytosis.
UUGUGAUAAAACCAUCUUCUCCUCAUCAAAUAGAAAGAAUAGAAGCCAAGUUAACACCAUCAAAAGAUUCAGAAAGAAAAGAAAAGAAGAGAGAGAGCUCACUUCUACAAUGGCAAAAAAGGCGAAGUUUGCUUUCUUCUCUUCCUCAUCUCCUAAGUCCCUUCCGUCUUCUCCUUCUUCAUUCACUUCUUUCCCAGCCUCUCCUCUGAGCCAGAACUUUACUCAAUCUUCCAUGGAGGAAGCAGUGGAGAGAGCAGAAGCCGUCAUCAGAAGAUGGGACCCAAACACUCCUUCCUUCACCAAGAUCGUCUCUCUGUUUAACCACAGCAGAAAAGAAGCCAAAGAGUUCAUCAUAUGCGUCCGAGACUUGCGCAAAGCGAUGCACUUUCUCGUCUCCCAAGAUUCUCAAUCCCCUAGGCUAGCUCUUGCGCAGACCCUGAUGCAAAUCGCCAUGACAAGGCUGGAGAAAGAGUUCUUCCAGAUACUAUCUUCAAACAGAGACAAGCUUGACCCUGAAUCAGUUUCAGGUCAUUCCUCAAUCUCCAGCAACUCCGAGUUUGAAGAUAUUAUGCAACGUGAUGAUGACGAUGAAGAUGAGAUCAGGAAAGCUGGUGAGUCUAUCACUCAAGUUGAGAAAGCUUCAGCUGUGGUGAUGUCUGACUUAAAGGCUAUAGCAGAGAGUAUGAUCAGUUGCGGAUACGGUAAAGAGUGCGUGAAGAUUUACAAAAGGAUCAGAAAAUCGAUAGUAGAUGAAGGGCUGAGCUUGCUUGGGAUAGAAAGCUACAAAGGCUCAAGAUUUUACAGAACGGAUUGGGCCACGCUCGAGCACAUGAUCAAGAGCUGGAUCAGAGCUGCAAAGAUUGGCGUUGCCACGCUCUUCCGUGGAGAGAAACUUCUCUGUGACCAUGUCUUCUCUGCUUCAAACUCAACGAGAGAGUCAUGCUUUUACGAGAUUGCAUACGAAGCAGCCACUAACCUUUUCAAGUUCCCUGAGUUUGUAGCCAAGGAGAAGAAGUCUCACGAGAGGAUCUUCUCGCUGAUGGAUCUCCAGGCUGCCAUCUAUGAUCUCUGGCAAGACAUAGAGAUGAUCUUCAACUUCGGUUCAGUAGCCGGUGUGAAGUCUCAGGCGCUCUCAUCUUUGCAAAAGCUAAAGGUUUCAAUCCACAGUGCUCUCGUUGAUUUUGAAUCAACCAUUCAGAAGGAUUCAACGAAAGCUCUUACACCUGGAGGAGGGGUUCAUAAGCUGACAAGAUCAACAAUGAGUUUCAUCUCUUCCCUUUCUAAACACAACCGUGUAUUGUCUGAAAUCCUUGCAGACCAUCCGCUCCAGAGAGACACACGGCUGCUCGAAUCUUACAUCAGAACUCCAGUCUCAGAAGAUGAAGAGCGCAAUCACACACUCUCGGUCCAUUUAGCUUGGCUCAUCCUCGUCUUGCUAUGCAAGCUAGACACAAAAGCAGAGCAUUACAAGGAUGUUUCACUAUCAUACCUCUUCCUUGCUAACAACCUUCACUUCAUCAUUGACACGGUUCGUUCAACUCACCUGAGGGAUCUCCUCGGAGAUGAUUGGCUCACUAAGCACAACGAUAAACUAAACGCUUACGCUGCGAACUACGAGAUUGCUGCAUGGUCCAAUGUAUACAUGUCUUUACCAGAGGAUCCCACAGACCUAUCACCAGAGGAGGCCAAAACAUAUUUCAGAAGGUUUCAUACGGCGUUUGAGGAAGCAUAUAUGAAACAAUCAUCACGAGUUGUAUCAGAUGCAAAGCUCAGGGACGGAUUGAAAGUCUCUAUAGCAAAGAAACUUGUACCUGAAUACAGAGAGUUUUACAGGAAGUACUUACCAAUGCUCGGCCAAGAGAGAAACAUCGAGAUGCUAGUGAGGUUCAAGCCAGAUAACUUGGAGAAUUACAUCUCUGAUCUGUUCCAUGGAACACCAAUACUUGCCUCAUCUUCUGUUUCUUCUUCAUCUUCGUCUUCUUCAUCCUGGAUGUCACUUGGGUGUGUUUCAGGCUGAGAGACUCUUUUCACUGCUACAGUCUGUCUGAAUAUUGUUUUCAUUGUGUGCAAUAGAAAAUGAAGAUAAAAACCAAAAUUGUUUACAUAUUUAAAAUAUUUAACCGAGUUUCUCAUCA